AUGAAACUGCAGCUUGAAAUGGACUUUGAUUCUGUUCUUCUCGCUCCACCAUCGCCCCGGCUUGAACAUAUUCACCAAUUUUGCCUUCAAUCACCACAUUUCCCUGCACCGCGCCGGCCGGAGCUCCGGCUACGUCUGCCGGAAAAUUACCAUUUUAUUCAAUGUCCUCAACGCGACGAAUUCCAGUCGCCGAGUCGUGCCUCCGAGCUAAAGCGUGGGGAAUGCAGAGAGAAGUUCACGCUUUGGACAGAGUCCUCUAUUGCAAGCCACAUUUUGUCCAACUUUCAAGAGAAAGGCAGCUACAACCACCUCAACAAGUCGUCGCCUCUAAAAAAAGUGUCGAUCAAAAUAACACGUACUAAUGACAAUCACAACGCUAGUGCCCCCAAGGAAACUCGAUCAUUGGAAAACCUUCAAGUUACACAAGAGGAUUAA
Messenger RNA from Striga asiatica, 435 nucleotides. Lineage: Eukaryota; Viridiplantae; Streptophyta; Magnoliopsida; Lamiales; Orobanchaceae. The record is from the annotation of a GenBank genome assembly.